GUUUAUUUAAUAGAAGUAUUCGUAUCAUUGUUGAUUCUCCUAGUUCACGCCAUACUGGGUAGGAUGGCCAUCUCAGCACCUGGCAAAGUCUUCGUGACAUGGUUAAUCAGGCUGGGUGCCAAAGACCAGAACUCAUCGACAGUAACUCCCUGCGGAAGUACAUAGCAACAGUUUGUCAGAUUUUAGAUCUUAACGAAGGUGAGGUGCAGUGGGUGUCGAGCCACCUUGCCCACACAGUAAAAACCCACUUAGGUUUUUACAGGCUGCAGGAGGGAGCCAUCGAAAUCGCCAAAGUAUCUAGGCUGCUACUAGCCGCAGAGAACGGGACAUUGUCAAAAUAUAAAGGAAAGUCGCUGGAAGAUAUACAGGUUGAUGAUUUACCGUUGGGAGAGUCAGACGAUAUACCUGUGCAUGGAGAAAGUGCAGAUGAUUCUAUUGAUUUGAACUUGGCUGAGCAUUGGAAUGGAGAUGAUGAGCAACCAGCAGAGGCCCAAUCCUCCAUGCCUGUUAACCAGAGACAGAAGCGCCCCAGGCUUACCAAGAAAAGACACAUAAAAGACUCAGAAGAUGAGCAACCAGCAGAGGCCCAAUCCUCCAUGCCUGUUAACCAGCGACCUAAGCGCCCCAGGCUUUCCAAGAAAAGACACAUACAAGAGUCAGACUCUGAAGAUGUUGCUGACGAUGACUCAUUGAUAGAUCCCAGUUUUAUUUUAUCCAGCAACAAAAAUUCUACAAACAGAGGUGGUCAGAAACAGAAAACAAGAUCUUCAUACAGAUAUUUAGUGCCUGUCUAA
Molecule: messenger RNA, 794 nt
Organism: Mya arenaria
Lineage: Eukaryota; Metazoa; Mollusca; Bivalvia; Myida; Myidae
Exons: 7
Coding region: 99-794 (231 amino acids)
Source: RefSeq, a predicted model, not a curated record